AUGGGGGACAUCGAGAAGGGCAAGAAGAUCUUCGUGCAGAAGUGUGCCCAGUGCCACACCGUGGAGAAAGGGGGCAAGCACAAGACCGGCCCCAACCUGAGGGGGCUCUUCGGCCACAAGACUGGCCAGGCCCCGGGCUUCUCCUACACCCACGCCAACAAGAACAAAGGCAUCACCUGGGACGAUAUGCUGAUGGAGUACCUGGAAAACCCCAAGAAGUACAUCCCCUGGACGAAGAUGUUCUUCGCCGGCAGGAAGAAGAAGACGACGGAGGGCCGACUUUGA
Molecule: messenger RNA, 285 nt
Organism: Dromiciops gliroides (monito del monte)
Lineage: Eukaryota; Metazoa; Chordata; Mammalia; Microbiotheria; Microbiotheriidae
Product: cytochrome c-like
Exons: 1
Coding region: 1-285 (94 amino acids)
Biological process (GO): mitochondrial electron transport, ubiquinol to cytochrome c; mitochondrial electron transport, cytochrome c to oxygen
Cellular component (GO): mitochondrial intermembrane space
Molecular function (GO): heme binding; electron transfer activity
Source: RefSeq, a predicted model, not a curated record